AAGCCGGAGACCGUGGGGCGGUAAUAUUGUAGCACUUCCCCUCCGGUUCUGGGCUUGGCGGGUUUUCGCAACUUGUCUUAGGCAGAUAAGAGGCACUGCACUGCGCACUCCGGCUGCAGACCGCUUUCCUGCCUGAGCUGAGCGAGACGGGGUGGCGAGCCGGGUCCCACCAUGGCUGCGAAUUAUUCUAAUACGAGUAAUAGAAGAGAACAUGUGAAAAUUACGACUGAGUCCCAGCCGGGCUUCCUGGAGCGGCUGAGCGAGACCUCGGGUGGGAUGUUUGUGGGGCUCAUGACCUUCCUGCUCUCCUUCUACUUAAUUUUUACCAAUGAGGGCCGCGCUUUGAAGACGGCAAGCUCCCUGGCUGAGGGGCUCUCACUCGUGGUGUCCCCCGACAGCAUCCACAGUGUGGCUCCGGAGAACGAGGGGAGGCUGGUGCACAUCAUUGGGGCCCUGCGGACUUCCAAGCUCUUGUCUGAUCCAAACUAUGGGGUCCAUAUUCCGGCUGUGAAGCUGCGGCGGCACGUGGAGAUGUACCAGUGGGUAGAAACCGAGGAGUCCAGGGAGUAUACCGAGGAUGGGCAGGUGAAAACAGAGAGGAAGUACUCCUACAACACUGAAUGGAGGUCGGAAAUCGUCAACAGCAGAAACUUCGACCGAGAGAUUGGCCACAAAAACCCUAGUGCAAUGGCCGUGGAGUCAUUCACGGCAACAGCUCCCUUUGUCCAAAUUGGCAGGUUUUUCCUCUCAGCAGGUCUCAUUGACAAAGUCGACAACUUCAAGCCAUUGAGCCUGUCCAAGCUGGAGGAUCCGCACGUGGACAUCAUUCGCCGGGGAGACUAUUUCUACCACAGUGAAAACCCCAAGUAUCCGGAGGUCGGGGACCUGCGAGUUUCCUUUUCCUACGCGGGGCUGAGCAGUGAUGACCCUGACCUGGGCCCAGCUCAUGUGGUCACUGUGAUUGCCCGGCAGCGAGGUGACCAGCUAGUUCCAUAUUCCACCAAGUCUGGGGACACCUUGCUUCUCCUGCACCAUGGGGACUUCUCACCAGAGGAGGUGUUUCUUAGAGAACAAAAGAGCAACUCCAUGAAGACUUGGGGCCUGCGGGCUGCUGGCUGGAUGGCCAUGUUUAUGGGCCUCAACCUCAUGACACGGAUCCUCUAUACUCUUGUGGACUGGUUUCCUGUCUUCCGAGACCUGGUCAACAUUGGCCUGAAGGCCUUUGCAUUCUGUGUGGCCACCUCACUGACUCUGCUGACUGUGGCUGCCGGCUGGCUCUUCUACCGGCCCCUGUGGGCCCUCUUCAUCGCCUGUCUGGCCCUGGUGCCCAUCAUUAUUGCUCGGACACGGGUGCCAGCCAAAAAGCUGGAGUGAAACAGGCCCUGGCACCCACCUGACACCCAUUUGAGCUUCAGGAUCCAGAUCACCCUGCCCCCUCUUCUGACCCUGCUCCACAUCAGAGCAUGAGUCUGCAUUGGUUUUGGAUUCUGCACCUGCUCCACUCUUCAAGGGGCCAGACUUGGCAGCGUGCACUACGUCGGGUUUGGUGUUCAUCUGUUAACGUCUCUCCACCCCUUUUCUUGUCGGUGAGCAGCUUUGAUGGGCAGAAGGCAGCUCCUAUCUGGCAGCAUGACAAGCGUUCUACUCGUUUCCUCCCCUUCUCGGGCUGUGUGUGGCUGGUUCGCAUGCUUUAUUUAGCCGAUGUCUUCAGACAUCAAGGAGGCUACACUCAGAGACCUGCUGCUUUACCCCUUACUGCCUCUCCUCCUUGGAGAAGAUGCCAGGGCUCUGCCACAGUCACUAGCUGUGCCCUUGGUACUAAAGGGCCACCUUUAUAGCUGUGUCUAAUCGGUACUGGAUUGCCCAGACUAAGUAAGCCCAUACCCUGCAAAGUGGGGCACCAUAAACCAUUUGUGGAUAGAACUUGAUUUGGAACUUCAGAGAAAACCCACUGGAGAUGUCCUGAGGGAAACUGAACAUUGGGCUUUGCGCUCGUUUUAUGGUUUGGUAGAAUCUUUUAGUGUCUAGGAUUUCCAAAGGCCCUGAGUUUUUGUUGCUUCACUUCAUGUGUACUCUCCUACUCUGAGAGAGUUGUUUGAAAUAUGAUUUAAAAAGCAAAACAGAAAACCUCCUGAAUGACUGAGGUUUCAGACUGUUACAGAAAGAGACACCUUUUAACCUGUUAGUUGAAGUUAUUCAGAGCACAGAAAGGUGUUAAAUUGGAGCUGUGACUUAGCCUGGCUGAAAAAAAGUUACUGCUGUCAGUAUUCUGGGCCGCGCUGGGAAGGUUCAGGAUGCCUUUGAAACAGGGUUAGCAAAAGGAUUUGACUUCCCUCUGGGAGAAGGUGGGGGAUCUCUAGAGUAAAGCAUUUCUUUUCAUGCUCUGGCAUCAGACAGUACUUGAAGUUUUGAGUUUUUAGUCAGCUAUUAAAGGAAAAGGCUGGAAGUUUUAUUGCCCUAUGCUCCUUCAUAGCGACCCCCAGUCAAAAUCAAGACUUAGAGACCUCAGGCUUGCUGUAGAUCUGAGUGCUUGUCUGGCCUUGUUCCUUUCAUCAUUGGAGUACUUCUGACAUAGUGGCCGGGCCUCCAGUUGCUGCUUCUGUGAUUCGUUUUAUCUGUUAAGUGACUACUACUUUGCUCCUCCAAAAUAAAACCUACCGAUGCUUAAUCCACAUAUUUCCUAAGUUGCCCAACUACUUAUACCCUUUGAAAGAUAAAGUAUGUUGUAACCUUGAUGUCCUAAGAUUCUUUGGUAUAUGUUUUUAUCUUCACUACUUUUGCCUUGCUGGGAGUGGUUGCUUUAGCAAGUAUUUGGUAGUUGAAUUAAGGGGUCAGAACUUUUGAAAAUAGUGAUCUAAUAAUCUCUCCUAUAGUCCUGGUAUAUCUGUGCUACAAACAGAUUCUUCAUGGUAAAGACAGCCAGCCCCAGAGAUGAUUUAUCUGGAUUUAAGGAUUGAAAUAGUUCACUGAUGUUCACCAUAAGCAGUUUCAUUGCAUCUCUAACUCCUCAAAGGAUGCUUUUGGAAAAAACAUUACAGUAAACCCUCAAUUUUUGCGGACCUCAACUUAAUGGACUUAGGAUUUAAUGGACAAAAUUUCCGGUCCGUAUGUGAUAUGUGAAAAUUAACAGUUAAUUUAAAAAUGCUUUUAACCAAGAUUUCUUAUAAUAGGUUUUUUUGUUAUUCAGUUAUUUUUAAUACAUUUUAGCAAAUAAGCCAUAUGUUGGAAAAUACACUAGUAAUUUUGCUGACAUAAAUGUUAUAUACCUACAACUAUAGUCGAUGUAUUUAAAUUCAAGGGUCACUGCUUGUAAACGAUGUUCGGUGAAUGAUUAGCAUGUAAUCACACCACAUUGAUCACGUUUAUUGGUUCUGUUGUUGCACGGUGUAACUUUCUGCAGCAGUUUUAAUGCUGGCCAAGGUUCGGACAUGCACUAAGCCAUGCCCCAGCUGUGUGCAUGUCUACUUGCGGUGACAGGUAAAUAUACAUAUUUACUAGACCUAUUCAGUAUAAAUUUAAAAUUACAGUAAUACAUAUAGGAAACUUCUGUGAAAUUAAACUUUGCAUACAUGCUUAAAUUACACAGAUGAAUCUACAUAAGCAAAACAGGUAAACUAAUGUUAAUUUUUUAAUGUACGCAUUCAGAAAACCUACUUAUAAUAUAAUGGAUUUUCAGCUUUAAACAACAUACGCUCACCUGAAUUAGUCUGUUAUAUUGAAGUUUUACUCUACAUACAAAAUCCUUGGGAUUUGGUGUGUAAUUUUUCCUACAUUUUAAGUUACUGCCAAAUUUAAGUGUUAAGAGCAAAAUAUUGUGAAAUAUUUGAUGCCUUUGAAAAAUCAUGAAAUUUGUAUUAUCUUUGUAUUUUUGACGGAAAAAUCAAAAUAAAUUUCUAACUAUCUUUUA
Miniopterus natalensis is the source of this 3907-nucleotide messenger RNA. RefSeq names its product transmembrane protein 43 (gene TMEM43). Gene Ontology annotation, biological process: nuclear membrane organization; lipid metabolic process. Gene Ontology annotation, cellular component: nuclear inner membrane. The record is from RefSeq and is a predicted model, not a curated record. Lineage: Eukaryota; Metazoa; Chordata; Mammalia; Chiroptera; Miniopteridae.